UUAGUUUCGAGACUCGUGAAUGGAAAAAGCAAUGUUGGAAGAAUUUUCUCUCCGAAAGAAGACCGACCCGACUCGAUGUGGAUUAAUCUGAAUGCAAUAUAUUUAUUACACCCCGUGUGCAGUAGAAAAAAGAAAAAGAAGUAAAAGAAAGCAAUGGUAGUUCUCCUUUAUUAAGGAGCCAAACUCUUUAUUGGCCAUGAAGGGGAGAUACUACCCAUACUGCUCUCUUAUGGAAGCUAGGGUGAAAAAAUGGGGACUCGUGGUUGUGGAAGGGAUGGAUGGGAACUAGACAGGUGAUCCAAAAAAGGAGGAAAGUGGCUAGUAGGAAAUGGGUGCUCAAUUAAUAUUUGGGCUGAUAGGUGGAUCCCGGUGCUCAAUUAAUAUUUGGGAUCCCGGAAACUUGUUUACGAGGCCCAUAAGCAAAUGAAGUCAACAAACAGAGGUUUAGUAAAGUGGUCCGGCUGAUAAACCCUGUUUCAAAGAGGUGGGAUACUCAGAAGCUGGAGCAAAUGUUUGAACCUGAGGAAAUACAAAUGAUCCAAUACAUACCUCUAGCCUUAGCAUCUAUGGAGGGGUGGAUCAUUUAGUAUGGCAUAAAGAUAGAAAAUGUAUGUUCUCAGUAAGCUCAGCCUAUGAAGUUGCAAGUAAUUUGAGAGAGGAGUUAAGGGGAAAUACAGGCUCAAGUAGAGGAGCUGAGAGGGAUAGCAGAACUUGGAAGCGUACAUGGGCUCUUAAAAUCAAAGCUAAACUAAAGCACUUUGUGUGGAGGGUAUACAAAGGUUGGAUAGCUGUGAAUUCUGCCCUGAAUAAGAGGGGAAUUAAAGUGGAUGAGCAGAGUAAAAGGUGUGGAGAGGGACUUGAAAAGAUUGAACAUGUUUCCUUUCAUUGUAGGAAGUCAAUUCUGAUCUGGAAAAUGUCAUCAGUGCAAUGGGAUGGGAUCCAACACCUGACAGAGUCAUUUCCAGACUGGUGGGACAAACUUCGCGAAGCUCGAGCGAGUGAAGAUUUUACUGCUAGAUUGGAGAUCUCUGUGUAUACUCUUUGGCAAAUCUGGAAAUCGAGGAACUCUUGGCUGUUUGAAGAAAAGGAGACUGAACCGCUGUUGAUAGCUCAGAGGGCAUUAAAUGAAUGGAAUGAAUUCAAGCCGGUUCAUCCCCAGACCAAUGUGCCAACACAGUCAAUCUCAUCAGAGGAAGGAACACAAGGAUGGAGGUGCCCAGAAUCUGGAAUGGUGAGAAUUAAUGUAUCCUCUUUUAGAGGUGCUUCAAAUGGAGGAACAGGAAUUGGUCUGGUGAUGCGCCAUGAGAAUGGUGGGCUGGUGCUAGCCAAACCCUCCUUACUGGAAGCUACUCAAAGUUCCCUUUCAGCUGAACUGGAAAGCAUUCGGAUGGGGCUGCAAGAGGCUCAAGGGAGAGGACUGAAAAAGGUGGAAAUGCAGAUUGAUGAAAUGAAUAUCGUUAUGUGGCUGCAGAGGCAAAUCAGACCUAUUGCGGAGGUCAUGGCGAUAGUCGAUGACAUCUAGCUUCAAUCUGGUUAAAUUAGCUAUCUCUAACAAUUGUUCUCAGUGUUGGAAAUCAUCAUCCCCAGUGUGGUUAGAAGCAGCAUUUAUGGCCGAUUACAGUUAGCCCAACUUAGGUCGUUUGUAUCUACUUUACUCAAUCUCUUGAUUUUCUUUAAUACAAAAAUGACGAUCGCUUUUGGCCAA
Messenger RNA from Oldenlandia corymbosa var. corymbosa, 1705 nucleotides. NCBI's taxonomy places the organism in Eukaryota, Viridiplantae, Streptophyta, Magnoliopsida, Gentianales, Rubiaceae. The record is from the annotation of a GenBank genome assembly.